AUGGCAUCAUCUAAAAUGCUGAAAGUACAUGAGAUCACUCGAGUCUCCCCGUCCUCUGACUCACCAAGUUCAGCCAAUGAAUUCUCUCUCCCGCUCACUUUCUUUGACAUAUUCUUGUUCAAGUUUCAUCCUAUUGAAACUGUCUUCUUCUUCCAACUCACAGAGUCAACCUCAACCCCUUCCUGUUUCUACUCGGAAAUCCUCCCUAGACUUAAGAAAUCUCUUUCUCUUGCACUUGCCCAUUACCUCCCGCUUGCUGGCAACCUCAAGUGGCCAUCAGAUUCUCCCAAGCCCAUUCUUUCAUACGCUCCGAAUGAUGGAAUUUCACUCACGGUUGCCGAGUCCGAGGCUCAAAACUUUAACAGCCUCUCUGGCAAUGAGAUCCGUAAAGCGAAUGAAUUACAACCUUUGGUUCCUCAAUUGAUGAUAUCCGAUCACAUAGCAGCAAUAUUAUCUGCGCAAAUAACACUAUUUCCUAAUCAAGGAUUCAGCAUUGGCGUUACAACUCACCAUGCAGCGGUUGAUGGUAGAAUAGGAGUCAUGUUUCUGAAGUCUUGGGCUUAUCUAUGCAAACAAGGUAAUAAAGCAAACCCUCCUUUGCCGCCUGAGCUAACCCCAUUUUUUGAAAGGAGCGUUAUCGAAGAUCCAGCUCGACUUGACCUGCUGUACUUGAAGCAAUGGUCAGCUUUCACCAGCUUAGAUUCAGAUCCCAAUAAAAGAAACUUGAAACUUUGGCAGGAGGUUAGAUCUACUCCUGAUGAUUUGGUUCGAGCCACAUUUGAGUUUAGUCGUAAAGACAUCAAGAAACUGAGAGAAAAAAUUUUGUCUAAGCUGGAUAACUCAAAACCACUUCAUCUCUCAACUUUUGUGCUUACGCUUGCUUAUACAGCAACCUGUCUGGUUAAAGCAAAAGGAGAAGGCGAUAGACCUGUUUCCAUUGUAUUUGUAGCUGAUUGCAGGACUCGUCUAGACCCUCCUUUACCAAUUACUUAUUUCGGUAACUGCCUUAUGAGUUUUGGACGCUCUACAAAUGCAACACAUUUCAUGAAUGAAGAUGGGUUUCCGUUUGCUGUAGAUUUGUGUUGCGAUUUGAUUGAAGGAUUAAAGAAUGGGGUUCUUGAAGGUGCAGAAGAAAAGGUGUCACAUAUUUUUACGUCUAAGAAACCGGGAUUGCAGUUUAUUAAUGUUGGUGGAUCACCCCAAUUACUUAUUUAUGGCUUAGAUUUUGGGUUAGGGAAGCUGAAGAAGGUGGAGUUUGUGUCCGUACAUAGAGAUGAAGCUAUUGCUAUGACUGAGAGUAGAGAUGGGAGUGGUGGAGUUGAGGUUGGUUUGGCCUUAAACAAGCAUGAAAUGGAGAAUUUCGCUUCUUUAUUUUCUGAUGGAUUAAGAAGCAUUGAUUAA
Molecule: messenger RNA, 1401 nt
Organism: Theobroma cacao (cacao)
Lineage: Eukaryota; Viridiplantae; Streptophyta; Magnoliopsida; Malvales; Malvaceae
Source: RefSeq, a predicted model, not a curated record